GCGCAUGCGCGUAUGAGUUGACAGUGCCAUGUUGAUCUUGUGAACUCAGACCAUCUUCCAUUUGGACUAUUCUGCUUUACCUAUAACCUUUUGAGACGUUCAUUAAUAAUCUGGGUGAAGGAAAAUCAGGAAACCAUGGCAAGCUUCUCUUACAUCAUCUCCAAUCUCUUGGAGAAGAUGACCUCCAGUGAUAAGGAUUUUCGGUUUAUGGCAACUAAUGAUCUGAUGACUGAGCUUCAGAAAGACUCCAUCAAGCUUGAUGAUGACAGUGAGAAAAAGGUGGUGAGGAUGCUCUUGAAGUUGUUGGAAGAUAAGAAUGGAGAAGUCCAGAACCUGGCUGUCAAAUGUUUGGGUCCAUUGGUGUCAAAGGUCAAGGAGUACCAAGUGGAGACGAUUGUGGAUACACUGUGUAACAAUAUGCUCUCAGAUAAAGAACAACUGAGAGAUAUUUCCAGCAUUGGUCUGAAAACAGUCAUCAAUGAACUGCCACCUGCUUCCAGUCCUUUGGCAGCUAACAUAUGUAAGAGCAUCACUGGCAGGCUAACCAAUGCUAUUGCCAUGCAAGAGGAUGUGUCAGUCAAAUUGGAAGCCCUAGACAUCUUGGGUGAUCUUCUCAGCAGAUUUGGAGGUCUGUUGGUGAGUUUCCAUCCAUCAAUCCAAUCCUCCCUACUUCCUCAGCUUGCUAGUCCAAGGAUGGCUGUCAGAAAACGAACAAUCAUUGCUAUCGGUCACUUGGUCAUGAGUAGCAGCAUCAAGCUUUUCUCUGAUUUGAUGGACUACCUGCUGAGUGAAUUGAGUGCUAACAAGAGCUCUUCUACUACAAGGACAUAUGUACAGUGCAUCGGAGCAAUCAGCCGUCAAGCUGGUCAUCGUGUUGGAGAACAUUUGGAGAGGAUCAUUCCCCUGAUCGUCAAGUUCUGCAAGGUUGAUGAGGAUGAUGAACUCAGAGAAUAUUGCAUUCAGGCUUUUGAAUCUUUUGUUAGACGGUGUCCCAAAGAAGUGUCAUCUCAUGUUUCAACUAUUGUAGACCUUUGUCUCCAGUACAUCUGUUAUGAUCCCAACUACAAUUAUGAAGAUGAUGAUGAGGAGGAAGAUGCUAUGGAUACCGAAGGAGAAGAAGAUGGUGAGAGUGAUGAUGAGUACAGUGAUGACGAUGACAUGAGCUGGAAAGUAAGGAGGGCAUCGGCGAAGUGUUUGGAUGCUGUGAUUGGAUCUCGACACGAGAUGUUGACAGAGUUCUACAGCACAGUGUCACCUGCACUUGUCGCAAGAUUCAAAGAGCGUGAGGAGAAUGUAAAGGCUGAUAUCUUCCAUGCAUACAUCACCCUGCUUCGUCAGACUAAACCAAUCAACACAGGCUGCUUUGAUCCUGAUGCUAUGGAGGAAGAAGAAGGACCGAUAGCCAUCUUGAGACAGCAGGUGCCAAACAUAGUGAAAGCCCUUUACAAACAGAUGAAGGAAAAGAGUAUCAAGACAAGACAAGGCUGCCUCAAUCUCUUGACAGAGCUCAUCAACGUCUCGCCUGGCGCCCUCACAGCUCAUAUCCCAUCACUUGUACCAGGGAUUGAGUUCUCUCUGGUUGACAAGAACAGUAGUUCCAACAUGAAGAUUGAUGCCUUGGCUUUCCUCAACUGUCUUCUGCUCAACCACAGUCCAGAAGCUUUCCAUGAUCACAUAUCAGUCAUCGUUCCACCUGUUGUAGCAGCAGCUGGUGAUCCGUUCUAUAAAAUCACAUCAGAGGCUCUCUUGGUUACUCAGACGCUAGUGAAGGUUAUUAGACCACUGGAGAAAGACAAUGGUUUUGACUUCACACCGUUUGUCCUUGACCUGUACGGCUGCACACUGACUCGUCUUAAGGCAGCAGACAUUGACCAAGAGGUCAAGGAAAGGGCAAUCUCAUGCAUGGGGCAGAUCAUCUGUAAUCUUGGUGAUCAUCUGAAGUCUGAGUUGUCAACUUGCUUGCCGAUAUUCUUAGACCGUCUACGGAAUGAAAUCACCAGGUUGACCACGGUCAAAGCGCUUACUCUUAUAGCCAGCUCACCCCUUGAAGUUGAUCUUUCUCCCAUAUUGGGGCAAGGUGUACCAAUCUUGGCAUCCUUCCUGCGUAAAAAUCACAGAGCUCUCAAAUUGGCAACCCUCUCGUCUCUCAACAUACUCAUCAGAAAUUAUGGUCCCUCUCUGACCAGUACAAUGAUGGAUGGGAUCAUGACAGAGCUCCCUCCGCUCAUCAAUGAGAGUGACCUUCACAUCUCACAGUUGACCCUUAACCUCUUGACCUCUCUGUGCGAGAUCCACCCGUCUAGUAUGUCAAAGAUCUACGACCACAUCCUCGUUGAGAUCCUUGUUCUGGUCAGGUCUCCGCUUCUUCAAGGUGGUGCCCUCAAUGCCAUGUUAGAUUUCUUUAAGGCUCUAGUCUUGACCAAGACCGCUAAGAUGGGAUUCCAAGAUCUCCUAGGACUACUGACUGCUCCUGUCUACAGCCCCACGGAGGCUACCCAACCAUCUAGCACACCCUACGCAGUUCACAAACAGGCUUUCCAUUCAAUUGCAAAGUGUGUUGCCGUUUUAACGAUUUCCUGUGCAAACCAAGGAUCAGCGGUUGUUGUUCAGUUUGUAAAUGAUAUAAAGAAUUCUGAAUCAACCGAUUCUAUCAGAUUGUUUGCUUUACUGGCCCUUGGAGAGAUUGGAAAACAUGUAGAUUUGAGUGGUCAAGCUGAGCUUCAGAAGGUCAUUGUAGAAUCUUUCUCAUCGCCUUGUGAAGAGGUCAAAUCGGCUGCUUCGUAUGCCCUUGGUAAUGUUAGUGUAGGCAACCUUCCCAAGUACCUUCCAUUUGUUCUACAUGAAAUAGAGACGCAGCAGAAAAGACAGUACCUCCUACUACACUCUCUUAAGGAGAUCAUCUCAUGUCAAAGUAGUUCACAGGCCGGUGUUGAUGGUCUGAAACCAUUUGUUGAAACAAUCUGGUCAAUGUUAUUCCAUCAUUGUGAAUGCCCGGAGGAAGGAACAAGAAAUGUAGUUUCAGAGUGUUUGGGAAAGCUUACCCUCAUAAAUCCCGAGCAGCUGCUACCAAUGUUAAAGAAAAAUUUGAAAUCUGAUUCAGCUUACACAAGGAAUACUGUAAUCACAGCGGUCAAGUUCACAAUCUCAGAUCAGCCUCAAGCCAUAGACCCGUUGCUGAAGGCAUGCAUCGCAGAGUUCUUACAAACCAUGCAGGAUCCCGAUCUUAACGUCAGACGGGUGUCUCUGGUUACCUUCAAUUCAGCAGCACACAACAAACCAACACUCAUAAGAGAUCUACUAGAAACAAUCCUACCACAUCUCUACAAUGAAACAAAAGUCAAGAAAGAGCUGAUCCGAGAGGUAGAGAUGGGUCCCUUCAAACACACGGUAGAUGACGGCUUAGAUACAAGAAAGGCUGCAUUUGAAUGUAUGUACACAUUACUAGAAUCAUGUCUGGACAGACUGGAUAUCUUUGAGUUUCUCAAUCACUUAGAAGAUGGACUCAAGGAUCACUAUGAUGUCAAGAUGCUGACAUACUUGAUGCUUGUCAGAUUGUCAACGCUUAGCCCACAUGCAAUCUUACAGAGGCUAGACAGACUAAUCGAACCACUGAGAACAACAUGUACCACCAAGGUUAAAGCUAACUCAGUUAAGCAGGAGUUUGAGAAACAGGAUGAGUUGAAACGAUCAGCCAUGAGGGUUGUAGCAGCUUUACAGGCUGUUCCAGAUAGUGACAAGAACAUGCUUCUGACCGAGUUCCUGAUGCAGAUCCGCUCCAGUCCUGAGAUGGCUACCAUGUUUGACAGUAUCCAGAAAGAUUCAACUCUCAGUAGCAGCGAUUCACUCAUGGAUACCAGUUAGAUGUCAUUUAUAUUUCACUUCUAUCAAUUUGUAGAAUCUAUUGAUCCAGGUUUUCUUAUUCAUAGACAUACAGAUACUCCUCUUUAUUGUUUGCCUUAAAUCAUUUUGGAUACCACGCAUGGGUGUAAUUUGUUUUAUUAUUUUAUCGGCUGGACAUUACUAGAAACUCUUAUCCUAUUCAAUGUUGUGAGAAAGCUCUUUUUGCUAUUUUUCAUGUCACUAUCCUUGAGACCUCAUUGUUAAAAAC
This is a messenger RNA of Lytechinus variegatus (green sea urchin), 4108 nucleotides long. It is a transcript of the gene cand1, whose product is annotated as cullin-associated NEDD8-dissociated protein 1-like. The record is from RefSeq and is a predicted model, not a curated record. Gene Ontology annotation, cellular component: nucleus. The transcript is spliced from 34 exons. The coding region runs from base 136 to 3861 and encodes 1241 amino acids. NCBI's taxonomy places the organism in Eukaryota, Metazoa, Echinodermata, Echinoidea, Temnopleuroida, Toxopneustidae. Gene Ontology annotation, biological process: protein ubiquitination; SCF complex assembly.